GCUGUUUUGCAGGCACAGCACAUCACAGUUUGUUUGAAGGAGCCAAAGAAGUUGUGCGGAGGCUAAGAUGUCCUCUAAAAUGCCCAGCUCAAACAACAUAGCGCAAGCAAGGAGGACUGUGCAGCAACUCAGAAUAGAGGCCAACAUCGAGAGGAUAAAGGUGUCCAAAGCGUCUGCGGACCUCAUGCACUACUGCGGAGAACAUGCCAAGUACGACCCACUGCUCAUGGGCAUCCCAGCAUCAGAGAACCCCUUCAAGGACAAGAAGCCCUGCACUAUAUUGUAGUGGGACCCCCGGAAUCUUCUGCUUUUUAAUGUUCCUUUUUUAUAGACCGAAAUCUGAUUUAAAACAAUCAUUCUCUAGUCGCCUUAUGGUCUUUUGACCACCCCCGACCAUCCCUUACUAAAACCAGUGUAAGUCACCCCAGCUGAAUUGCAACCAUUGAUGAUUUUUUUUUUCACCCAUUGCAUUCAGUUUCUACAAAAGAAGACAAAAACAAGCACAAAGACAAAUUACAAUAAUUUGUAUCCCCAUAAAAAAGCUUCAGGAUAACUGAUGAAUGAACAUUGGUUUGGGGUUGACUGAGUGUUGUUGAGCAUGUCUGAUCUGGUAAGAAUGGGAGUUUGUAAACUGCGUCGUCUCAGCAAGCAAGACGAAUGUAUAUUAGUGUCUACAUGCCCACUUUCUUUUAUUUGUUGGGUCCUGAUUACAGCAGGUUCAUGUAUGCCUUGGGAAAUAAUUUGAGUUGAAUAGUACAUAUACGUGGUAACAACACAACUCUAUAAAUCCUGUAGUAUCCCUAUCUUCCACACACCUGGCCUGCACUGUUAAUGAUCCUCAGCCAGGAAGGAGGUGACAAUGCCUUGGUGUCACAGAAAGAGGGGAGGGCAGAUGAAGAGCCUCUUAACUGUAGUUGAACCAAUCGAAAGGCUGCUUUUGUGUGAAGCACGGCAGGUGUUUUACGUGAUGUCACCAGAUUGAUGCAACUCUGGAAGCUGCAGUCCUCUUUCGACUCUGGGGCGGGGGUGGGGGAGGUGGCCAAAAAAGUCAGCCGGGGCCAUUGUGCCCCGCUGCGAAAUAAAAAAAAAAAAAUGACACUGACAAGGUGCAUCCAGAUGCUUACAUUUUCAGGGAGAGGCAUUUGGGUGCUCCGGGAAUGCUUUGCAGGUUUUAGAAUUUUUGAGCAUCUGAAAUGUUCGACUUCUGAACAGGAGAGAAAAGCAAUAAAAAAAACAAAGAUCUCUCAAACCCCUGCCCUAACAAAAGCAAUUUGUUGGGUCUAAUUUUCAACUCAGACUAGCUCUGUGCUUUCGCACCCACUGCAUCUCUCCACAGGAAGUUGAGGAGACUGGGUGUCUUUUCUCUUUGGGAGCAGAUAUAACCAGAAAUGCCAACAGACUGCUCCUAACUCGUGUUUACUGCAAAGUCUUUGUGUUGUUAUACUUCUGUGUUCUGUCUAGUUCUCUGUAAUCUCACAGGAUGAUUUAGCCAGAGAGACAAUCCUUAGUCUGAUCUUUGCCUAAAGUAGGGAUGGCUCAUAUACACAAGAACUUUGAAACAGCUGAACCUUCAAACAGCGGAUCAAACGGAUAUUUUUAUAUAAGUAUUUCAUUUCAACAUUCAUGUAAGACUUCUGUAGACAUUGUCACCCCAUCAUGAUCCAUGAGUAUUUUAGCAAGUUGCAUUUAAUAUUUUGAAAGUAAAAACGUUGGCAAGUUCUAACAUAAUUUAUGACACCUUACAGUCAAACGUGAGAAGGAAGCAUGUUAAGUGUUAAGACAGCGCCAUCAAGUCUGACCUUUAGCACAGUCAUAUUAUGACAACAUUAAUUUCCAGUAUUCAUUGAAACGGUGCCCAUGUGAGAAACUUCAAUCCCAUUUUUAGUGUUCAUGGACACGUCCCAUUGUGCACUCUGAUUAAACACAUUUUAGACAUCCACUUCAGCCACUUUCAACUUCUGACGGUGUAUUUUUACGACACUGAGAUUUCCUCUUUCUUUUCUCAAAAACAGAAAGUUAUUUUCUGAAGCACUAUUUUAAUUGCAGCUGGAGCAGGAUAUUAUUUACUGUUUCCCCCAAAAUGGCUGCCACAGCACUUGAAUGAUGCUGUGCAUUUAUUGACAAGCUUGAAGUGUAAAGCCUAGUAUAUGUCUGUAUUCCCUUGCAUUUGCCUUAUAGAUCAUGCCCUGUGACUAGCAUAGAUAACUCCAUCCGCUUGUAUGUAUGUGGUAGACGGUAAGUCAUUGUAUCGCGGAUCAUGGUAAUAUAUUGUAACCCUUUAAAUGAGUAUGCCUUAUGAUGAAGGACAUUUUUGUUUGUUGAUUUGUAUUGAUUGAUGUCUAUAGUGUGUCAAGAGGAGUUUGAACUCGUGUGCCAUUACAUCCACAGAUUUUACCAGCAAUAGAGACUAAACAUUUUGUUGGAUUGUGCAUCACACCUGGUGCUCUUAGCGUGAAGCUGUUGCUUUUCUUUGUCUCGAAAAGAGGUUCUUCUUUAGGAGUUAGACAAACAUGCUGUUUUGACGUGACCUCUGUUCAGUAUUGCAUCAUGAAUGUGGUUGGCGUGGUGAAUUGUGAGGACCUCUGAGUAUCAACAUUCCAUGUUUACAGUGGUAUUUCCAUUUCCUGUACUUUGAACUGGCCGUACUGAAGACAUACAUGCCACAUCAUGACGGGCAGAUUGGACAAAGAGACCAGCUUACCAGCAAAGGCCUUAAUUGAAGCGUGCCAGCUUCAACUUUCUCUAUUAUUAAGUAACUCCACAAGUGCUAUACUGUGAACAAACUGACACAAUCCCAGCAAAUGCACCACCUACCUAUACCUGACUUUACAGAGAACACUCUCACAGUCAGCAUCGCUGACAAUAUAUAUUAUUAAAUACUGCGUGGUAGUCACACUAACUACACAAUAGUUGUUAAUUCUCGCUCUGGGGUACAGUUGGCUGCCUGUUGAAUAAAUCAAUCUGUGGUAAUGUCAUUUACUAAUGGAGAUGGUGGCGAGGGUUGACCAGAGUAACCAAUUAUCAGCAUCAAUGUGCCGUUGUCCAACAAGCAGCCCUCUUCCCUUGAUGUGUUCCUACAUGGUCUUCAUCCCCCAUAUGCUUUUUGCAGUAUGACAGUGAAGGUCUGCUAACUAUACUGUGUUAUUCCUCUAUGCUGUCUCUGUCAUUUGCAGCUGAUUUUGUAUUGUAGUUGAAAUAACUUGCAUAACGGGCUCCUUUAUUUUUUUUAACCACUGUACUCUUUUGCCUUGGAAAUUGGAAGAAAGAUCUUGGAUAUAAGGCAGAUACACUGCCCUUGCCAGUUUCACUUAUGAUGUAGGUGGUUUUUCUUCUUUUUAUGUGUUUUGAUAAAUGCUGGAGCUGUAUUUUG
Messenger RNA from Megalops cyprinoides (Indo-Pacific tarpon), 3370 nucleotides. RefSeq names its product guanine nucleotide-binding protein G(I)/G(S)/G(O) subunit gamma-12 (gene gng12b). Gene Ontology annotation, biological process: G protein-coupled receptor signaling pathway. The transcript has 3 exons. Bases 68 to 286 code for a protein of 72 amino acids. Gene Ontology annotation, molecular function: G-protein beta-subunit binding. NCBI's taxonomy places the organism in Eukaryota, Metazoa, Chordata, Actinopteri, Elopiformes, Megalopidae. The record is from RefSeq and is a predicted model, not a curated record. Gene Ontology annotation, cellular component: heterotrimeric G-protein complex.